Messenger RNA from Panicum virgatum (switchgrass), 1237 nucleotides. Its product is annotated as protein CDI-like. Lineage: Eukaryota; Viridiplantae; Streptophyta; Magnoliopsida; Poales; Poaceae. The record is from RefSeq and is a predicted model, not a curated record. The coding region runs from base 116 to 925 and encodes 269 amino acids. The transcript has a single exon.
CACCCCUUGCAGCUGAUAGCUCGCACAAGUCCAUAGGCCAGCACAGCGCACAGAGCAGAGCAAACGCUCGCUCUGCAGUCUGCACGAACGCGUGUCCCGUCCGAUCCUUGUGACAAUGUCGCCCACACCUUCCCAGCUCGCCGGCGGAGAGCCGUUCCGCGUGUUCGUGGGGUACGACUCCCGCGAGGACAUCGCGUACCGCGUGUGCCGCCGCUCCCUGCUGCGCCGCUCCUCCAUCCCGGUGGACGUCAUCCCCAUCGUGCAGCAGGAGCUCCGCGAGGCCGGGCUGUACUGGCGGGAGCGCGGGCCGACGGAGAGCACCGAGUUCUCCUUCACCCGCUUCCUGACGCCGCACCUCGCGGGCUACCGCGGCUGGGCGCUCUUCGUGGACUGCGACUUCCUCUUCGUCGCCGACGUCGCGGAGCUGGCGCGCCUCGCCGACCCGCGCUACGCCGUGCUGUGCGUGCACCACGACUACACGCCCAGGGAGUCCACCAAGAUGGACGGCGCCGUGCAGACGGCGUACCCGCGCAAGAACUGGUCGUCCAUGGUGCUCUUCAACUGCGGCCACCCCAAGAACCGCGCCGCGCUCACGCCGGAGGCCGUCAGCACGCAGACCGGCGCCUACCUCCACCGCUUCAUGUGGCUCGACGACGGCGAGGUCGGCGAGGUCCCGUUCGUGUGGAACUUCCUCGUGGGGCACAACAAGGUCGACCCCGCCGACGAGGCCGGCACGGCGCCGCGCGCGAUACACUACACGUCCGGGGGGCCCUGGUUCGAGAGGUACAAGGACUGCGAGUUCGCCGACCUCUGGGUCCAGGAGCGCGACGCCUACGAGGCCGAGGAGAAGGAGGAGAAGAUCGCCGAGGAUGACGAUGUCAAGGCCGCCAUACCAAUGGCACCCGCCGUGUCGGUGGACGCGUGAUCGAGAUCCCAUAGCCUCCUCCUCCUCGCUGAGCUGAGGCCCCGUUUAAUUUUGUGCUAUUUUUUUUUCCCGUCGAUACGUGUAGUGUGCUAUGUUGAUAAUCAGCUAGCGGUGGUGUAUGUGCCUCGUGCUUAUCAGGAAUCAAACCUCUAGGUUUGAUAUCCUACGUAUCUUAUUACUAGUCGUGCUGGCGAUGUGUCCGUCUCAUGUACCUUAAUAAGGCACAAUUGUGCAUGUGGUGGAAAUUGAUUGUGCAAGCAUUUGUGGAAGUACUGUAUUUCAUGAAAUAAAUAAAUGGACGUGUGUGUGCAA